GCCUUUGCUAAGUUUGGUUUAGAUCUAUAGAGAUCCAACUAGGUUUUCAACCACCACAACAAGAAGCACAAGAGCACAAGAGCACAAGAGGAACUCCAUUCAUGGAUACCAUGUCAAUUCUUUUUACUGAAGUCAUCCUCAUCUCAAUAUUGCUAGGUUCCCAGUGCCUCCAGUUCAAUGUGCUGAACACUGGAAACGUGUAUCAGUUUUCUUCUCCUGAAAACACUGGUAAUAAUGGGGAAUCGCUUGGUACUGUGACAUGUACUGAGAAUGGUGGUGCUAGUCUUGCUGGUCCUGUUACAUAUGCAAUACUACAGCCAGUAUCCGUACCAUUUGUUUUUGAUAGUAGCUCUGGAAUUCUUAGCCUUCAAAAUGAGGAAAUUUUGGACUACGAACAAACCCAACAGUACAUAUUUGACGUAUCCUGUUCUUAUGAUUCUGAUUCGUCUAUCAAUGCAACAGCUAGUGUCACGUUCUUAGUUGGACCUGUGAACGAGUUUAAACCUGUUUUCAGUGAUGUCUCCCUUCAAGUUAGCAUCUCAGAGCUAACCCCAUUUGGUAUGGUCUUAGUAGCAAGAGAUUCUUCUGGUACUAGACAAUACACUGUGAGUGAUGAGGAUAGCGGACCAGAUGGAGUACUACGAUUCUUACCAAGUUCAGCAAACCCACCAGAGCUUAAUCAAGAUUUCAGUUUGAGUAUGGAUGGCUCGCUAAUUCUAACUCAAACAAUUGAACUUGAUUCCGGAGUUACCUCAGUUAGACGUGUGACUUACCAAAUAAGGGUUUGUGAUGGAAACCGUGUGGAAGCAGAUUGCCCAUCUUUAGAUGUUGUAUUACUUAUUAGAUCAGACAACGACAAUCUUCCGAUGUUUGAGCAAGACAAGUACACUGUUACCGUAUCUGAGUCAGUCCCCAUUGGUACUAGUUUGAUUACUGUGGUGUGUACUGAUGCUGACCGCAAUGGUGUGGGAGAAUUUAGUGGUAUUACUGUUGGAGAGCCCAAUGCUCCAGUACUCAUACCUAAUGAGAGAAACGGAACCGUUUUUCUCCAAGAAAAUCUUGAUUUUGAGAAUUCUCCUGUUGUUACAGCUACUUUAGUUUGCCUUGAUAGUGGUGGCUUACAAGAUAUUGCAAUGCUGAUGAUUACAAUAAUACCAGAUGUAAGUGAAGAGACGUCCAGUAGUACUAACACUGAAGGAAUUGUCUCCGGAGGCAAGUGUAUAAUUAUAAUGAAUACAUGUAUUCAUGUAUGUACAUUGAACCACCAAUAUACAGCUCAACCUUCCCCCCUGGUAUUCACUGAUACUGACCUUGGUCUAGCUGUUUCCGUUAGCGUGGUUGUUACAGCAGCUUUUUUCAUGACCAUCGGAUUCCUCACUGGACUCCUAGUAACGCAUCUUUGCUCUCUUAAGAAGGCAGCUGAAGGACAAGCUAACAUAGGACCCACUUCACCAACUAGUCCUGUUUAUGAGGAGGUGUCACCCAAAGAGGUUGAACUCACCACUAACCAGGCAUAUGAAUCAGUCAGACUGUAGGAAUUGUCAGUGAGCUUUUAUAUGGUGUAGUUAACUAUAGAUAGUUUUGAUUUAGUCCCAGGCAUACUUGGUGUCAACAGUAUAGUUAUAAUUAUAGCGUUAUACGUACCUAGCUUGUUUCGGGGAAUUGGGUUUUUCAGGUGAU
Molecule: messenger RNA, 1680 nt
Organism: Halichondria panicea
Lineage: Eukaryota; Metazoa; Porifera; Demospongiae; Suberitida; Halichondriidae
Product: protocadherin gamma-A1-like
Exons: 2
Coding region: 102-1535 (477 amino acids)
Biological process (GO): homophilic cell-cell adhesion
Cellular component (GO): membrane
Molecular function (GO): calcium ion binding
Source: RefSeq, a predicted model, not a curated record